GUCUAAUUUACUAGCAUGGCAUUAAUUUUCAUUCUGUUUCCUGUGGACCCUUUGUAAAAUAAUCCUGUUGGUGUGAAGCCUAGCGUGUAGACUGGAUUAACUCCAAGCUGAAGUUAACUGAAGCGCUUUAGGAAACCCUAGAUGUUUGCCAAGUCUAGCAGAAAGGAACAGACUGGAACAUAUUAUUCCACAGUUUAUUCUAGACUUUCACCCAAUGUUGGGGGACCAGCUGCUCACAUACCGUGAAUUGACUUGAAAAAUGUGAAACACAUCGAGACUUGUUAUUUACAUAUUUGGACAGCUAAACUGGGUUCUUUAUUGACUUGGCAAGUCUAGUGAAGUGUGUAGAGCACCCCUUAUCAGUUUACAUGUUAAGGUUAGGUUUAGUUCACUAGGCAGGGCGCUAUAGAGGCAUCAAUGCGACUCAAUGUAAAGGAGGCUAUAGUAACCGUCUAACAGGACAUGCUGUAUGAUAAGCUCAUAAAGACAAAGGACAUUUGAACCGCAAUAUAUCAAGUCAUUCAGUGUGACUUAAACUCCAUUUUGAAGUACAUUAUUAUCACCAAGAUAGUCACGUCAUCACGCCACAGCUAUUUACAAGGUCACAACUAGAAAAGAAAGAAGAGAAUCUAAAUGAAAUGUGAAACUUUGGAAAGAAAAGAAAGAUAAAACAGUUGAUGUUUACUACGAAAAGACUUGUAAAUUUGACUGAAGUCCAUCCAACUAGAAACACUCUGCACACGUGAGCAAUAGACGCAGACAGAGAGUCCACCGCAACAAUAUAUAUCGCGCUACAGUGAUAAAUGAUAGCCCGGGGAGGAAGGCAACAUUUGACAAACUCUCAUCUCAACAUUUGUCAUUAGACACAUCAUUGUGACACUAAACCUUAAUGUGCUCCGGUGGCGAUGGCUGAUACUCAGAUAAAGACAGAGGCUUCAUUGGAGGUGAUCAACUUGACCAAGAACAAUAGUGGCAUGGAUUUAAGCAAGACAUCGAAUAUCACAUCUAAGUCCUUAAGUCCAUCACAUAUACAAAUGCUUCAACAGCAAGCAAAUCCGACAAUUUUGUCAAUCCCUGCGCCAUUCCAGCAGGCAGCCUACCAGUAUACAUUCCUCAAUCAGGGGGGACUAGCGGGAGUUAUGACCCCUGUGAACCUUAAUACUACUGCCAAGAAGGGGAGCGAGGCCCCACAGGUCUUGGACCUCUCGAAGGGGUCCUCAAGUAAUCAGAGUUCUGACAGUGAGAUUCCAUAUGAUGCAAGGUCCAGAUCAAAGCUGAAAGGACUGGACCCUACCUUUUUAGAUAAUCAGGCCAUGACGCAAGAUCUCCUUAAUUCUCUUACCCCAGAGGAUGCCGAAAAUUUGAAGAAACCCCGUCAUGCUGGUGGGAAAAAUGUCAACCAGUAUGGCCGACUUUUCACCAAUGGACGCCCUCUGCCAGAACAUUUACGUGUGGAGAUUCUGCAGUUGGCCCUUCAGGGAAUCCGCCCUUGUGAAAUAAGCCGCCAGUUGCAGGUCUCUCAUGGCUGUGUCAGCAAAAUAUUGAACAGGUAUCGGCGUACAGGUAGCAUUAACCCUGGUCAGAUAGGAGGUAGCAAACCAAAGGUCACCACCCCUGAUGUUGUGGCAAGAGUCAAUCAAUACAAACUGGCUAACCCCCAAAUGUUCGCCUGGGAGAUUCGGCAGAAGUUGUUGGAUGAUGGCAUUUGUAACGAACGUAGUAUUCCAAGCAUUAGUUCUAUCAACCGUAUCAUUAGAGACAAGACUAUCAUGGCUAGAAGGGGCCUAUAUGCAACAGAAGAGAUGUUUGAUGAUCAAAUCAUUGAGAAUGCUGCAAUGAGUGCAUCAAUUAUGGUCAAGACUGAGCUGGAAGAUUACCAGAGUGACCAGAGCUUUGACAAUGAGUCCUAUACAUCUGCUGAAGCUGACACCUCCACCAACGAGCACAUGUCCAUGACAGGCUUUAUUAAGGUUGAACCUGAGGAGCAAUCAAGCCAGGAAGCUAAAGGAGUUGAGAGGCCAGAGAUCACACAGACGACUAGUAGGAGGUCACGCAAGAGUACACCGUAUAAGAUCUCCCUUGCAGAGAAUAAUGAUGACGUGGCUAGUCCAAGUAAAGGAGCAACAGUUAAUGGGGUUUCUCCAACUACACCCAGCCUUGUUUCUCCCAGUGUAAAAGCCAGUAGUAUUGCACCUACAGUAAAUGGUACUGACACCCCACGUACAAGUCAAGCAAGCCCACCAUAUAAAUCACUGGCCAUCUCCACAGGCUCACCUACACCUCCAACGCAAGCAACCUUAAGCAGUGCAUCUGCCUUGGCUGCCCAGAUCAAAGCUGCCUCAGCGUCAAACAUCGAUCUCUCCAACACUCCUAUGCAGCAGAAACAGAUUCUGUUGCUCAAUGGCCAGCAGUAUGAAAUUGUUCCCUUAGGCAACGGGAUCUGGAUCUCAAGGAAUGAGUACAUGUUGCUGCGGGAGCUACACACGGUCCAACAACAGAUUGCUAACACAUCCAACAAGGUGCAGAAGUUAGACAACGCCAAAUCUAAAUCAGCUCAAAAUGAUUCCAAACAUAGUGAACAAUUCACAAAGCUCAAAGAAAAGCCCAUAUUGCCACUAACUACUACAGAGCAGGCAAAUAGGGCCAAUAGUGUAGAACAAUUGAACCAUCAAACUGUAACACAAAAACUUGCUAACAAACUGGCUGAGAAACUAGGCAGCCAGACCAACAUUGCCAAGGCCACUGCUGACGAAACAAACUCAGACACAGACAACUCAAACAAACGUAAAGCAGAAAACGACUCAACUGAUGAUGAUGAACACAAUGAUAAACGUCAGAAAAUCGCCAGUGAAAAUGAGACUAUAAAGGAUGAAACUGAUGAUGAUGAAGAAAGUAAUCUUGUGAUAGCCGACCUUGCUGCUGAAAGUUCCCCUGCUGAUUCCCCUCGGCUUAUGAAGGCACUGCAGGGGGCUGCCACAUACGAAGGUCUGAAGGCUUCCGAUGCAAAAUCUGAGCAAAGCCCAAAACAAGAAAAUGAUGUGGAAAUGGAGAACAACGAAAACAAUAAUGAUAAAACAGACACAACAAUUGCAGUACCAGGAAAAGAUUCUAGCGAUGCUUCAUCCUAGGAGAGAUGUAUGAAUGCUCCUGCUUUCCACACAGAGACUUAAACAUUCGUUUUUUAGCUUAAGACAAUGAUAUAAUAAGGAAUUAGUUAAGAUAUGGACUCUGUAUGAGGUUAUGGACACUUGUUGUAGAAGUAUCAGUUUCAGAGGAAGAUUUGGAAGGAUUUGCAAUUUUGCUAUCUGAUUAAAAUAUGGACAGAAGUUGAUAGUUUUAUAAUACAAUCAUUGACCAUUAUUCACGAUAUUCCUGUAUGACUUUUAUUAUCUGUUUAUAUGCAUUUAUCUGGCAUUUAUGCUGUUGAACAAAUGAACUUUAUUGAAGUUGAUUUUUAAAAUGGAAAUAUAAAGUUUAAUACACUGUAUGUGGUUGAUGAAAGCAUUUGAGUGGAUCAUGAUAACACAAGUCAUUUCCUGUUUGAGUUUAUCUUAAUAUGUUUAUGGAGAUACCUGUUUAAAACAGAAUAUCAACUUAUCAUAAUCAUAUCAUGAAUUAAUUACAUUUCCAAAUGAAGUGAUCACAGACAUACAUGCAUGCUAAAAUGUAUUACAUUUGUGUGUAUGUCCUAUGCUGUCUAAUGAAAUUAUACAUUCUUAACUCAACAAUGACAUUAUUUUGAUAUACAUUAGAUAUAUCUAUUCCUUGUGUACAGUAGGAAGAAUCUGCUAUUGCUGGAUCUACUAUGAAUGUUUUAUAAAACAAAAUGUGAAACUUGUUCCAACUAAGAGAGAGCAGGCUUUCAGUUGUGAUGUUUUAUUCUUUUAAUAUUUUAAUGUCAAAUCCUUUUGAUGUAUUCAUUGUAUAUAUUCUAGUUGUGCCAAGUCAUGGUUAAAGCUUAGGUUCUUAGCAUGACAGGAGGGUACUGUCUAAAGAUUUCCUACCUAUCCUCAUAUCUUAUAUUAUCGUAUGAUCUGUAAAAUGAAGCCC
Owenia fusiformis is the source of this 4050-nucleotide messenger RNA. The record is from the annotation of a GenBank genome assembly. NCBI's taxonomy places the organism in Eukaryota, Metazoa, Annelida, Polychaeta, Sabellida, Oweniidae.